This is a messenger RNA of Dissoconium aciculare CBS 342.82, 4140 nucleotides long. RefSeq lists its product as uncharacterized. Bases 1 to 4140 code for a protein of 1379 amino acids. The record is from RefSeq and is a predicted model, not a curated record. NCBI's taxonomy places the organism in Eukaryota, Fungi, Ascomycota, Dothideomycetes, Mycosphaerellales, Dissoconiaceae. The transcript has a single exon.
AUGGAUUCCACCCAGGUCGCACCUGCUAAUGCGCCGGCCAUGUUCAAUCCCGAUGUCGAAUAUGCCCCCAACCCUUCCGUCAACCUUGCUCGGCGCACCAUUUCCAUCUUCAGCCGUAGAGGGACGGAGUUGUCGGAGGGAAAGCCGGCGUUUAUCGAGCAGGGUUCCAUAGGUCUCACUCGGACCAUGACCGAGCGACAGAAAGCCUGGCUCAGCCGACGACGAAGCAUUUCCGGUAGCAUAUCCCGCGUGGCAUCACCCAAGAAGAACAAAAGUGGGACCCCAUUCGCUGUCCCGCCGCCGAAGAGGAACAGCAUGACGGCAUUGGAGGACGAAACGGUCCCGCGACCGAGUGUUGAAGAAAUUGUGCGCCCGACCAGCAGCCCUUCACAACCCACGAGCCCCAAACCGAUACAGCAAGGGUUCACCAACCCAACGUCACACCUACCUCUCGAUGAGCUCCCUACGAAUCAACGGACACAAUCACAGCGUAAACGCGACGUACGUUCGCGGAUCGGCACAUGGGUGGAUGGGAUUGUGCGAGUGGACAUAGAGCCUCGACCGCAGAGCUUCCUGCUCGACGCCAAGAUCGAAGAGGAGACAGGACUAACACCGCUCCGACCUGAGCAACGGAAGAAGGAAAAGGUGGUCUCGCGACCGAAUCUUGCCAUCAAACUUCCCGAGGCGAAAUCAGUCAUCAGUGCCGUCAGCGACUCAAAGGUAACGGGCGAACCCGAUGCAACUAGCCCAGUCAGUCCUCUAGGAUCUUCAGAGAACAAGUCGGACGUCGCAACGUCCAAACCCGCCGUCUCCGAGGAGUCAUCCUCCACAGUGCGUCCUGACGAGCCUGCUCCACGGCAAGUCAUCGCCUCCCCAGAGCCCGAAGUAAAACCUCAAUCGUCCGUACCCGCCCAAGAUGCCAAACCGAAACGAGCCUCACACUCAUCAUCUUCCUGCAGCUCUCCGGUGGAAGACGUUGGCUCUGUCUGCAGUAAGCGCAGCUCAGCCACCAGUGUCGAGGAAGGCUUCAAAACACCGCUCGGAGCAGCAGCUAUUCGCAAGCGCCACACCGUCGCUCACCACAGAGUCGCAUCAAUCACAUCAUCCCUCGAUGGUUCUGUGCGUGCCGUGAGUGUCUCAGGUGCGCUGGAUAAACCGCUGCCCCGUAUGCCCAAAUCCUUUACGACCAAUACUGCCGACGCCGCCACCGCUGCUGCUGCCGCUGAAGAGACAGAUAUUACCACGCCACUGAUUCCGAAGAAAGCUUCGGGUCGACGUGCGAAUGGCACUAAGUCGCUACGUGUCAGCAAUUCAUCACGUGCGCAACCUGCAAGAGAUAUGCGCAAGUCCAUGUCAAUGAACAAGCUCGAUGCGUUCGAUCGUGCAUUCAUGCUGACGGCGCCAAUGGGCGGCGAUGAAGCGGCGCCUAGUCCCAGCCCGACACUAAGCCAAGCAGAGUCGGCUCUCAACGCCCAGCUAACCAACAUGACUGCCACCAACCCAGCGCCUGAAUCAAAGCAACCUAAACCUCGGCGGAAGAGGAGUGUGGCCAACAGUGAGAUUGCGCCGAGCCGGCCAAAAGAGACCAUUCCUAAGAAGUCGAAGAGUGUUUCGGCAGGAAGUGUUCACAGUGUCAUGCGACCACCGGAGCAGGCUCCCUCUAUCCCCAGACGAUCACGGAAACGCGAUUGGAAAGACGCUUCCAAGACUUCGCAGGAAUUGGAGGCGUUGAUGAUCCCUCCGACAACGGCUCCGUCGCGUCGACGAUCUGAAUCGGAAGCCAAGAGCGCCGAGCGCGCAGCUGAUGCCAAAGCAUUCCGCCGCACAGCGAGCAUUGCUCAUGUCGCAAGAAACAACUCUCGAAUCUCCCUUGUGCGGCCGGACCUGGCUGAGUUGCCUGAAGACACGGUUCCUCCCGUUCCGACGAUCCCAAAGAUCGUCGUGGAUGAUGGUCUCAUCGUCGUCAAUGGUCCCGUGGUCAUUCGCGCGGAGCCGGAGGUCGAACUUGAUGCGGCAAUGAUCCAGGCAGCGGCGUGUGAGGAAGUGCUCCUUCACAUCCUCGCGGCAUUGACUUCAACUGAGGACCUUGCUAAUAUGGCGGUCAUCAACAAGGGCAUGUAUCGAGUCUACAAAGAGAACGACAUGUCUCUGGUACGCAGAGUAUCCUACAACCAGUCUCCGCCUGCGUGGGAGUUCCGCGAAUGGUGUCCUCCCGAUCUAGGUUUGCCAAGAGCUGACAACGUGAUGGUCCAAUCGGUAUACACUCCUCAAAUAUGGGUGGCGAAUCAUCGGCGCGAUUACGCCACGAUUGUCAGCUUGAAGAAGAUUAUCGUUUCGCAAUGCUCAGCUCUCCGUGGUGAGGUCAAAUUGGCGCUGGCAAAUCCCAAGCACGAACACGCUCAGCGCAUCGACGAUGCGUUCUGGCGGAUUUGGUGCUUCUGUCUCAUCUUUGGAUAUGAGAAGGGCCGCGAGGAGGACAUUACUGGCCAGCUCGAUUGGUUGAAAGGUGGCCUCUUGGCGAACAACCAAGGCUGUGUGGCCACCGUGAACACCAACCUUGAUUUCGAGAUGGGCAGCGUCUUGCUGAACGCUCCCGAGUAUUUCGCGGGUGGCAACUAUUCCUACUCCUCCGCCGACAAGGAAAGUGGACUCAACGCCGAACAGCUUUUCGAUAUGACAGAGAUUUGGACUUGCUUGAUGGCACUUCUGCAGCAGGGCUACUUGGGCUACACGGCGCUAGCCCGGAAGUAUGGUGUCUUCGACAAGCUCGAACUCAGCGAGGAUGCCGAUGAAGACGAGAUUGCCGACCGCGAAGACCAGGUACUCGAGGAAUGGACCUUCCACUUGCUCACACUCGGCCUGGAUGUUGUCCUGGCCAUGGUCGAAUGUGCCAUCGCUCAAACAUCCGUACAGUCUGGCUUCCAGUUGGCUCAAAAACAAGGCUGGACCAAGUGGACCCCUUCAACCUACCCAACCGCCACCUCUCCAGGUUUUGCACCUGCACCCCUUCAUUACAACCGUAGCUCUUUCCUCAAAGAGCCUGUCGCCCGUCUCUACGAAGAACGUAUCAUCAGCAGUCAAGCUCGCCGUCUUGAUCCUCGCGCCGUCGAGCAAAAGGAAAUCUCACGCAAGCGUGUCGCUGCCUUGGCCAAGGAGAUCAAGCUUCGCCGUCAGACCAGCGCCGUUCGUCGCCUGCCGCUGAUCGACAUGAACAACGAACGCCCGAUGAGCAUGGUCAGUCGCCGCAGCAGCAUCAACAGCACGAGGUCGUUCUUGCAUGUCGUCCCGAACCAUCAGCCCGGCAUCCCGGCGAGCGGCUUGACUCGGAGAGGUAGCACGUGCGCGGACUCAAUUCUGGAGGAGGAUGAAGAAAGUGUGCAGAGGCAGGAGCGGGACCAGCAGCAGCAGCAGCAGCAGCAGCAACAACAACAGCAACAGCAGCAGCAACACCAGCAAUCUCCGCAGAUUCUGCUGCCUCACCAGCAGCCCGCCCUCUGCUCCCCUCUUGAGCCAGAACAAACUUCACCAAUGUCCUCCGCCGGCUCGCGCCUCCCUCACAUCGUCUCUCCCCUUCUCAACAGCCCAUCCGGCUACAGCAGCACCACUUCACCCGCUCAGUACCGCCGAAUCAGCCCUAUCCUCGAAGAAGAACCCCCGGUCCAACAACAACAACCACCACUCAAAUCCUCCUCACCACCACCCCAACUCCCACACGCUCCACCUCCCACUCAACGCAACCUCGGUAUUGGCAUCCUCCAAACCCUCAACUUCCGCCCUGCCACCGCCGCCAACUCCCCCAACCCCAACAGCGCAACCACUCUCCCAACUCCCAACACCCCUUCGCUCUCCGCCCUAGGCCUUGGAAUGCACCACCCAACCAGCCUCCCGCCCUCCUCCGCUAUCCCUACCGGCGCCAGCGGCGAAGGCGAAGAUGCCUCUUCCGUCGCAGAUUCGUCCUCCCUGGGAUUCCGCAGCGAGGCGGAUGUCGAGGAAGAGGACGCGGCUCGCCGCACUCUUGUUCAGAUGGGUUAUUCCGAGGAACAGGCCGAUGAGGCGUUGUGGUUGACGAGGACGAUGGGCGUCACUGGAGAGGGCAAGAUGAGGGCUGAACGGGCCGUGGAGGUUUUGAUGAGGAGAUGA